AUGUCUGCCCCUACCGAUAAGCCUGCCUCCUCCUGCAAGGUGAUGUUGAGCAAGAAUGUUGCCAACCGCCUCCUCAGCGAAGUCCACGAAGGCCUCAAGACUCUCGAGAAGCCGCCUCAUUUGGUCGGCCUGCUAGCCAACAAUGACCCCGCCGCGCUGAUGUAUGCGCAGAUGACACAGAAGACCUGCGAGGAGAAUGGCUUCAAGUACACCAUGCGUGAAGUGUCCCGCGAUGACAUCGAACAAGCCAUCCUCAACGCAAACACCGACAACAACGUGGACGGCAUCAUCGUCUAUUACCCUAUCUUCGGCACCCGCCAGGACCAGUACCUGCAGCAGAUUGUCGAUAUCAACAAGGACGUCGAAGGCCUAAGCCACCGCUACAUCUUCAACAUGUACCAGAACAUUCGCUUCCUGGACGACGCUAAGCGCCAGAAGUCCAUCCUGCCCUGCACCCCGUUGGCCAACAUUAAGAUCCUCGAGUACCUGAACAUCUACAACACUAUCUUGCCUUACGGAAAUCGCCUCUUUGGACACACAAUCUGCGUUGUGAACCGCUCUGAGGUCGUGGGUCGCCCGCUUGCUGCUCUGCUGGCUAACGAUGGUGCUUGUGUUUACUCCGUUGAUAUUACCGGUGUGCAGAAGUUCACUCGUGGUGAGGGAUUGCGGAAGAAUACGCACGAAGUUGUUGAUCUUGACGGCAAGACCUUGAAGGAUGUCGUGCCGCUUUGUGAUGUGGUUAUCACUGGUGUUCCCAGUGACAAGUACAAGUUCGACACCAGCCUUCUGCGUGAGGGUGCUGUUUGUGUCAAUUUCUCUAGCGAGAAAAACUUCCCCUACGAGGUCCGAGACAAGGCCUCGCUCUUCGUUCCCUCUAUUGGAAAGGUCACCAUUGUUGUCCUCUUGCGGAACCUGCUGAGACUCAUCCAGAACAAGCGAAUGGAUGAUGUCAAGCCUGCCGAGGCUACAGAACGUCCUGGCACCCUUGAGGCCUCAUCGUAG
This is a messenger RNA of Penicillium coprophilum, 1002 nucleotides long. RefSeq names its product methylenetetrahydrofolate dehydrogenase (NAD(+)). The transcript has 4 exons. Gene Ontology annotation, molecular function: methylenetetrahydrofolate dehydrogenase (NAD+) activity; methylenetetrahydrofolate dehydrogenase (NADP+) activity. The record is from RefSeq and is a predicted model, not a curated record. Lineage: Eukaryota; Fungi; Ascomycota; Eurotiomycetes; Eurotiales; Aspergillaceae. Bases 1 to 1002 code for a protein of 333 amino acids. Gene Ontology annotation, biological process: purine nucleobase biosynthetic process. Gene Ontology annotation, cellular component: cytosol.